ACCACACACAGGGGCUGGUAGGUGGACAGAUUGCACCAAGGGAUUAUGUGCUUCAUGUGUGUGUGUUGCGGGGGGGGGUGUGCUGAAAAUGAAAAUGUCUUAAAGAAACACUAAAGUACUGUGCUGGUAGCUAAGGAAGGAGCUGGUGUGCCUAGGUGGCAAAGGCUUCUGACAAAAACUGGAAUAAAGCAGACUUAUAUUUUGAGUUUGACCAAACCGCGGGAGGCAGUGGAAGACAGGAGUGCCUGGCGUGCUCUGGUCCAUAGGGUCACUAAGAGUCAGACAUGACUAAGCGACAACAAAUACAACUAUGGGAUUAUAUUAUGGAAAUAAGAUUUUUGUAGACCAGAGUUCAAUGUGUGAAAUAUUGCCUGCAGUUGGGGUUGCUGUUGUUGUUGGGGGUUUGGGGGGGGGAGUUGCAUUUAAUUUCCCUCUCCUCAGAGUUUACUGUCUCCUUCUCCACACACAUACGCUACUGAAUAGACCCCAGGUACUAUGCUUGCUGAGGAUCACACUUUCUGUAUCUGCUUGUUCCAGAAUACUUUGGUAGCCUGUUUAAGCCGUGACAAGACUCUUUGUUACUUAUGAAGGGGCUACCUUGCAAGGGUGGUUAUCCAACCAGAAGUCGGCAUGGAGUGUCACCGGUUCCCCUACCAGCAGAGAUUCAGCCGAGGCCACCUUGCUUCUGGAAUACAUAUUUGCACUAGCAGGGCCUGUUACCUGUUUAAUCGUGGAUUCAUCAGCCACCUGGGUGAUUAUCUGUAUUAUUGUGGUUUUUUUAAAGCUGAAUUGUCUGGGGAAAUCCGGACAUAUGGCAGCCCGAGUCGGAAGUGUAGAUUUUGGUGAAUUUCAGCUCAACAAAUUUUGUGUCCGGAUCUUCACUUUAACACGGUGGUAACACAAAAGUAAUUUUAUCAAUAAAGUAGAACAUAGUCAUCAUGGCUAGUGGCUACUGACAGCCCUUACCCCCAGUGCAUUUGUUGACUAACCACCCAAGGACCUCCUUAACUCUUACCCAUUGAAAUUUGGGGAUGGGGGUCUCUAGUGUGCUUAACUAACUUGUAGCUGCGCUUUGCGCUUCAAUUCCCUUGCUGUUCAGGAAGCUAUGGGGGGAAUUGUACAUUAUCAGGAGUGUGGGAAAAGCUGGCCUGGGCAGAGCUAGAUCCACGGCUGUGUUGUUGGAGACGGAUUAAACCACAAAGCAAUUUAAUCCUCAUGUGUGCAAACACCCUCUACCUACCCAGAAGCCUCUUUGCAAACCGGAGUUUGAUCGAUCCUUCCUUCCUUCCUUCCUUCUCUGCCUUGAGCCUAAUCUUGCAUGCCCUUCCUUUAUAUGUAUUCUUAAUGCUUUGCUCCACACCCUUCCCUUCCCUUCCCUUUGCCUCCAGCCCUUGUAAUCAUGGGAAUACAGGAUAAUGUGUGGAGGGGGAGGCCUCCCACACUUGCACUUCCUGUCUGCCUGUCUGGUUGGCAAAAAGCAAGGCUUAUAUGGGAAUCCUCAAUGGCUCUCCCACCUCCUCCCUCCUCCCCACGCCAGCUCAAGCUGACUCAAGGCUUCACCACUGCAACUCAAAUGAGCUGUCAAAUGCUGACACAGCUCAGCUGCUUCCGCAAGAGUGCUGGACAAAAGAAAGAAACCACUGCAGACCAGGAAAUAAAAACAUUCAACCCCACUCCAGAAAAUGAUUGAAGGAGAGACACGGAGGAGGAGAGGGCGAUCGUCCUGCUUAUCCUUGCAGCCUAAAUCCCACUGAAUUUGUCUCCGACAUGCCAAAUGGAGACCUCCAAAAGGCUGGCAGGCACAGUGGCUGAAUGUCCACUCCAGGAUUGGAAGCAGGCAGCAACCCUGGGCGAUUCCCGUUGCUGGGAAUCACAAGUGGGGCUGCUGUGCUCGCGUUUUGCUUGCAGGUGGGGGGGGGCUUCUCUGGGGCAGCAGGCUAGUGGCAAAACUGAGCUAGGUGGACAAAGGGUCUGGCUCAGUGUAAGGCCACUUUGAUACGUUCCUGUGUCGAAGGCCUUUGUUCUAUCCUGUAGUUUGUGGUGAAGCAUUUUUUUGCAAAGAUUCAUUCCAAGGCUGGCCAUGACUCAGAGCACACAGUGUCUGAGCUCUGCAUCUAUCUGCACCCUUGCCCCUUGCAAGGUCAGGCUGGAGAAAACAUUGUCUCCCAUAGAGGGAAGUGGUUUCCAUGGAGCAGCAAAGAUGAUUCAGAGCCAAGACAUGGGAGGGGAACGCCAGGGGCAGAGAGACUGUCACUAGGCCCACAACCUUACCCAGUCCUUUGCAACGCUUGCUUCUUAUGCCAGCUAGCUUUCGUUGCAUUAGCCUGUGGCAAUGAGUUCCACAGCACCUGAAGCACUGUUUCCUUUUGUCCUUGGAUAGUGUGCUGCUAGUGGGGAGAGGGCUGCUGCUUUUGUGCCCAGGUCUCACUCACAAGCUUCCCUUUGGGGCAACUGGUUGGCCACUGUGAGGACUAGGUGCUGGUCUAGAUGGGACUCUCUAUCAACUUUUCCAGCAGGAUUCUUCUGGGAUCUGCUGCCAGCGGGCACCCCGGCAUUCUCAGCCUCCCCCCUUGGCACCCACCGAUCCUGCACCCACGUGCUCCUCCUAAUUUUAAUUUAGAAUAAAUUAGGGUUCUUGGGGUGAGGUGCCUACUUUUUUGUCUUGUUUCACCUGCCUUCUUUUGGGAGUAGGGCGUAGGUUUUGUGUGGUCUGAGGAUUGCCGGCUUUUGUUCUGUGAAAUGGUGGUGCUUGUGAGUGUUUCUUAGGAUUCCAAAUGUGCCCCCAGGUCCAAAAAGGUUGACGACCCUGGGCUAGAGAAGGUUCAGAGAAUUUAAACCUAUUUUUCUUGGCUUCAACGGCAGGGCCUGUAUGGCUGAGGGUAUGAGUGAGUGGGUCCACUUGGGGGCAGUGGUGCCAGCUUGAAUAAAAUAUUGAGGGGCACAGGUAAGCCCCAUCCUGCAUAAUCGAUCACAUGACUCAGUGCACACACACCAUUUGCCUAAAUAUUUUAGGGGGGUGCAUGCAGGGACCUUGUUGGCUCCUAAGAUGUUGGCCUAGCUGGGCUCAUUUUGGGCCAAGGGAGACGCAAGUCUCUUCUGUUGGCCUUAGGGGAGAGGACUUUCAAAGGCGCAAAUGCCGAGGGGGGUGGGGGCUAAGGUUCUCCGUGGCUACUAUUAGUCCCAAUGUGGCUGCAUCUUGCCCCCCAGGCAGCAGCAGUGGCAGCCGACCUCUAGCGCCCCGGUUUUGGGUGGCCUGAUCCGGCUGCCUGGCGUUGGCUGCUCCUCCACCUCGGGCCGGGCCGGCGUGUGGGAGCUUGCCGGAGAAAGGGGUGGGCUUGCAGGAAGGAAUGCCCUGGUCCCGCAAGCCUGGAGCUAGCUCGCUGGGAGAGGAAGCCCCCGGACCCAGGAGAAAAUGCUGUCCGACAAGGUGGAGAAACGGAUUGCUUCAUCCAUCUUCAUCACCCUCACUCCACCCAGGAGGGACCACAUGGUGAGAAGUGAAGCAAAGUCACAGAGGGCUCAACUUCCACCCAGCAACAGCCUCUCCAAGGAGGCAUUCAAGUCUGCUGCUCCCUCCCUGAUCCAAACAUCUUCUGGUGCUGUUAAAGGGAGCAGAGGCUGCUACAGAGGGACAGCGGGCGUUUCCAAUGGAGGUAGUUCUGCCUUGCCAACUCCUCCCAUCCUGUCCUGUAAUACAGUGGACCCUAACCUGGAUAGCAUCUUUCCUCCUCCUCCACCACGUUCUAAACCUUUCUCAGUGGAAACACUUGGUCCUGAUCUCCAGACACAAACAUCUGUUCCCCCCACAUCCUUGCAGACUUCUGCAACCUUUGCAGCAGAACUGAGGCAACCUAAAAUUCUGACUUCAACCCUUGGUUGGGCGGAUGAGCAUCAGACAGAGAGGAAGGUGGAGAAUACUGUUGCAACAGAUAUCUGUGCUUUUUGUCACAAAAACAUCUCUUCUGGGGCUCCCACGCUUGAGGCGAUGAACAAACAGUACCACGCUGACUGUUUCACAUGCCGAACAUGUCACAGUGCCCUGGUGGGGCAGCGCUACUACCAGAAAGAGGGGCGCCCCCUGUGUGUCACCUGCUACCAGAACACCCUGGAGAAGUGUAGAAAGUGCCAUGCCUUAAUCAUGAACAAAAUUGUGCGGGCCAUGGGCCAUGGAUUCCACCCGGAGUGCUUCACCUGUGUUGUAUGCCACCGGGCCAUUGGCGACAAGGUCUUUGCUGUUGGCGAUGACGAUGCAGUGCAUUGCUUGGACGACUUCUACAGGAGGUAUGCUUCUGUGUGCGGUGCCUGUGAGAGGCCCAUUAUCCCAAGUGACGGAAGGGACUCGUACAAGAUAGAGUGCAUGGGGCAGAACUUCCAUGAGGACUGCUACCGCUGUGAAAGAUGUUGGGUCUUGCUGUCCCCAGAACCCACAGAAGAGGGCUGCUACCCUCUGGGAAGCCACCUCCUCUGCAAGUCCUGCCACAUCAGACACACCGAAGAAUCAUCUUGCUGAGCAAAUGAAGCGCAAGCAUAUUUCCAGACGCUGCAGCACAGAGCAGCAGUGGUGCGCUUCAGCAUUUGGACGUCCCAGUUUGUGCCUCUCCUGUUAACUUUCAACUGAGCCUUGGGGUGGGGGGAACUUUCAGUGUUGGGGAUUAGUCCUGGGGUUGUGUGUAAUAAUGCAGUGGUUGGCAACAAGCCUGGCUAAAAGUCUAGGGUGGAGUUAUAGGAAUCUCCCCCUACCGCAUUAUUCUUCCUUUCAGUGGCCUUGGCUGUAACAGCCUGUAGCAGUGCAUUGCAUCUCCUGGGAGAGACUGAACCAGGAUGUGGUUGGUUGUUUUUUUUACCACUAGAGGGCACAUGUGAAAGGUGGUCAACUGUCAAUCAUCCAUGGGCGGGAUUCCCCGCUGCAGGCUGCCAGUUGCUUUUUCCACUGGUGUAAUACAUGAGCAACGUUUUUCCAAAGAGGGCAAAUUCCUAGAUAUAUAAUGUGUGGAUCUCUUUUCAGCCAGCAGAACAUGGUAGGGAUGUGUGUGCAGCUCAGCUGCAAGGUGGUUUGAUGGAUUCCAAACUUCUUCACUUGGGAUUUGUUCCAGCAAAGCCUGAAGGCUGUUGGGAGCAAGACUCUUGGUAUAAAAGCAGCAGAACCUUACAAGCACCUUUCUUUUCCUGAGUUUAUGUUUCCCUCUCUGUUCUUCAGAGCCCUAUCUGAAAUCCCAUGGCAGGCUUGAGAGUAUAGCUUCUUGUCAUUGAGAAUGGGGGACAUAAACCUUUGGUCACCUCCAACUGGGAGAUCUCUGGAGCGAAAAGAGCAGCAAGUUGCUGGGAAGCUUUAUUACAGGGUCUUUUAACAAUGUAAGUCCACAUUCCCAGCUGGCAUCCACCUUGCUUGUAGACGUGAUAAGGAAGGAGCUGAGGCUUGGAACAAAUUCAGGUGUGUUGUGACCUCACAAAUGCAUCAGGCUUAAUCUGUAGGGGAAAGGCUAAGCUCCAGGACCAGAUCUCUGUAGCAAGGCUCAAAACAUGUGAUGUGGCCAUGAAGGCAAGCCUGCUUUUGAGCAAAUACAGAACACACCACAAGCAAAGGACUAUGAACUGGGCCUUGCCAUCUGUAGAUUUGCUGUGUUGUUAAUGUAUAAAUUAAGACUUCCACACCUUAUUGUGUGAUACUUUUGGUUUUGCUUGGAGCACCAAUCUCCGAGAAACACCUAAUUGUGACUCAAAUGCUUGCGCCAAUAUCAACCUGGGCAAAUGUUUCAUUUUGCCUCAUAAAAAUUUACGGCUGUAUGUGUCUAUAUGUACGCUCUCUUGUGCACAUUAAGGCACCUUGCCCAGCCCAUUAACACACGUCUUAUCCACCAGGGGGCAGCACAAGGCAACACUACCUUAAUAGCAGUCUGGCAAAGGCUAUUUAUUAGUUAUGGGGAAAGGGUCUUUCCACCUUCAUUUUAGCCUGAAACUGUCACGGCAUCAAAAAUUGUUUGGGAGUCUUAAUCAUAUAUAUAUAUGUGUGUGUGUGUGUGUGUGUGUGUGUGUGUGUGUGUGUGUGUGCCAAUCAGUUGUUUAAAUGCACAGAAACAAUGUACGGGGGUGGAAUAAGGUAUGGGAUUAUUAAGACUACAGUGGAACCUUGGUUUACGACUACCUCCGUUUACGAACACCACGGACCUGGAAGUGUUUACAUCCGGGUUCCGCAGCGUUUGUGUGCGCAGAAGCGCUCUAUCGGCGAGCGAAUGCCUCGGCAAGCGAACGCCUCCGCGGAACGGAUUGCGUUUGCAAACCGUGGUACCACUGUAUUAUGAUUUUUGUAUCCUUUUGAUAUCUUUCCUGUCUGUGCUGGACUGUGCUGAUGUUCACUUAAGUUUUCCCCCUCUGGAAACAAUUAUCAGGAAGCCGUAGCUGGUGUCGAAAUUACCACACAUAUGCGCACUUGAUUAAAACCUGACUUCAAAUGCAA
This is a messenger RNA of Zootoca vivipara (common lizard), 6454 nucleotides long. RefSeq names its product filamin binding LIM protein 1 (gene FBLIM1). Gene Ontology annotation, cellular component: focal adhesion; stress fiber. Lineage: Eukaryota; Metazoa; Chordata; Lepidosauria; Squamata; Lacertidae. The record is from RefSeq and is a predicted model, not a curated record. Gene Ontology annotation, biological process: cell-cell adhesion. Gene Ontology annotation, molecular function: filamin binding.